UUCCUUCAUGCAUGCAAUGUCCUGAUCCGAUCGCGUCUGACCUUUUCGUUUUUAAACACAAAACCCGAGAUUUUUGUCAGUGUCCGGCAUGGGAGAUCAGAAAGAGCCGCCGAUGGUGCACCGAUCUACUUCAUUUAGUAUCAAGAGUCUGCUGCUUCCCUCAAAAUGUGACAAACAGGACUCGGUGCUCCCAGAAAAAAACACUGUUUCUUCGGGUUCUGAUUCGGAAAAAUCUCUGGAUCCUGAUAUGGAAUCUGCACCUUUGGACCCAGAGAAACCGAAGGAGGAGGACGAGGGUACCGAGCGGGCGACAGAGCCUAGCAAAAAUGGGAAAUAUGAUAAACCGCCAUUCAGCUACAACGCCUUGAUUAUGAUGGCUAUCAGACAGAGUCCUGAGAAGAGACUGACUCUGAACGGUAUCUAUGAGUUUAUCAUGAAGAACUUUCCAUAUUACCGGGAGCACAAGCAAGGCUGGCAAAACUCUAUCCGCCACAACUUGAGCCUCAAUAAGUGUUUUGUGAAAGUGCCAAGGCAUUACGACGACCCGGGCAAAGGGAACUACUGGAUGUUGGACCCUUCGAGCGACGAUGUGUUUAUUGGUGGAACUACGGGAAAACUUCGGAGACGCUCUGCUACCUCAAGGGGUAAGCUGGCGAUGAAACGGGGACUACGCUUUGCGCCUCUCAGUUUGGGAAUAAACGACAGGGCGAACAACCCUCUGUAUUGGCAAAUCUCGCCGUUUUUAUCGUUGCACCAUCCCCAUUACAAUGGAUCAUCAGCAGGAUUUCUGAACCAAGGGCACGCGUAUGGGUCUCUACUCCCCGGGGUGGACCAGCUGAGUAACGGGGACCUUACACGCCAUCUAGGUGGAUCUGUCGGUGCUCUAGGUUUGUCAAACAGUUACGGUGUAAGCACGUCUGGGCUACUAUCGGGACAGAGUGGCUACUUUGUCUCAGGGAGCCAGCACCCGCCGCCGCAUCUCCAGCAGAGCGCGCAGGGCUACGGUGUGCCGACGAGCUCGCCACAAACACUGAUCUCGAACUCUCUAAGAACGUCCCUACCGUCUUUUUCACCGGGAAUUUCUAGCGGGUUUCCAGGAGUGUUGUCCCAUCAAAAGAGGGUCACUCCAAAUGCUUUCUUAAACUGACUGCACAACUACAACAUGGGGAGGACAUAUAAAAGCACCAUAUAAAUGGCAAUUGUAGGGUAAACAAACAGUGAUCACAAAUUAGGUCAGAAACAAUAAUUCCUCAAAACAAAUAUGGCCAUAGUAGCCUAUGUAUCCUGAAGUGCAACGAUUUAUUAUUUUGCGUUGAAGGACAAACUUUGUUACCUGUGGGUUGUAAAAUGUAACUAUAGACUUGCCAAAGGUAACUUUAUUUCGGGCUAUUUAUAUCGUACAGAUUUUCAUUAUUUGAAUAAUUUAUUUAUGUUUUGUAUUUAUUGUACAAUGUAUUUACAUUUUAUUGUCAGUGUAUUCAUCAGUAGGCAUAUUGAAUAAAAAACAUACAGCUUUAUUCAUUAUUUAUAUGAAAAUUAAUUUAGAAAUCGUUUUGGGGGGAAACGUCAUACAGAUCAGGGUUAAGACCCGCGGGAGAAAAUAAAAGCCUACAAAAGUCAUAUCUUCUCAGGUUCUCUGUCCAGAGACUCCAAUGUAGGCUACUGCUGUAGACCUAUCUGUAAUGUAUGCUACACAUUUUAGAGAGAAGUAGAGUUUUGUGUGUACUCUUAAAUUAAUGAUGGCCUAUUUUGUCAUCUGUUUUGUUGAUGGGGCCGAAAUAAGCACAUGUAGAUUAAAGAACACAACAGUGCAGGCCUCCUCCUCGUAUGAGGACUACCUACGUCUUUCAUAUAACGCACUUGAGGUUUCAGUUUCUCGUUAAAACCAGUUCCGGUUGUCUUGACCCUUGCCAUGUUUGAUAAAGGUGUUAUAGGCUACUGCCUAUUCAGGUCUGCAAGUUAAGUGUCUGAUCAUUUAGUCCUAUUACAUCAAACACACAUUUGGCAAACAGACGUAUAAUAUCCACACCAAUAUAGCAUUUAUCAUCUAAAACAGUGGUUCCUAUUUUUUUCUUAGUCACGUCUACACCUUACAAUUAUACACAAUACGAUAAGGCCUACCAGCUUCCUAUGUAUAACCCUGACAAAAUGACAAAAAUGUAAUAUGCCCAUGUGUGGGGCGGCAGGUAGCCUAGCGGAGCGUUGGGCCAGUAAACGAAAGGAUGCUGGUUCCAAUCUCCGAGUCGACUAGGUGAAAAAUCUGUCGAUGUGCCCCUGAGCAUAAUAACGUAACCCUACUUGCUCUUGUAAAUCGCUUUGGAUAAGAGCGUCUGCUAAAUGACUAAAAUUGUUUUUUUUAGUUUUUUUUUUAAAGUAAAAAGUAAAUAUAUCUUGUAAAUUAAGACUAUACUCUGAGCUGUAAAUUGCCUUACGCUUUCAGUAAUAGGCUAUAUCCAACCUCACAUUCUCAGAAUAAUGGUUUGAUAUAGUCUAGGCCUAUUCAAAUAAAUAGAACAACAUCCUUCAUCACUGCUACUUCUGGAAUCUGGUUUGCAUAACACUGGGGUUAGGCCUACAGAACCACAGUUUGGCAAACGCUGAUCCAAAUAAAUAACAUUCUGCAUUGUUUUUGUAAUAACCUGUUAAUUAAGAUUCCAUUAUCCAAUAGGCCUAUUUACAAGCAAAAUAGUAUAAUAUUCAGGAGAGUAAUGGGCUGAUUCACACACAUUUUGGCCUAACAUUUUACAGAUUUCUUUCCUUUGUUGGAAAGACUAUAUACAGGUUUAUUUAUGUCACAACAUUGUAUUUUGGAUGUUGACGAUUUUUUUGUAAAUGUUCUUUCAAAGUUUUGCACUUUUUGUUGUUAGAAUAGGCCUACCUAAUGUAUGAGUAUUGUCUGUUUUUG
Messenger RNA from Salvelinus namaycush (lake trout), 2905 nucleotides. Its product is annotated as forkhead box protein G1-like. The coding region runs from base 89 to 1147 and encodes 352 amino acids. Gene Ontology annotation, biological process: regulation of transcription by RNA polymerase II. Gene Ontology annotation, molecular function: DNA-binding transcription factor activity; sequence-specific double-stranded DNA binding. NCBI's taxonomy places the organism in Eukaryota, Metazoa, Chordata, Actinopteri, Salmoniformes, Salmonidae. The transcript has a single exon. Gene Ontology annotation, cellular component: nucleus. The record is from RefSeq and is a predicted model, not a curated record.